GAAGAGAGCGGCAGGGGCCGGGGUCUGAGGCCAGGCAGGGAAGGAAUGCCUGGCCGGGCGCCUCCUUUGUCCUCUCCUCCAUCGGAAGGAGGCCAGUCCUGGAGCCUGGGAGGCCGCAGGAAUGCCUUGCAGCUGGGAGUGGAAAAAGAAGGCGCCCUUGGAGAGCCCCAACCGGGGCUCAAGGGGCAGCUGGAGACCCUCCUUCCUCUUCGCAGACCCCCCGGAGGGGAAAGAGGGAAGGAAGGCAGGCAAAGAGGCAGGAGAGGCGUCCAAGCGCAGCCUCCUUCCUGCUGCUCCCUUGCGGCGCCGAAUGAAAGGCUGGCUUGUGCGCUCUGGGCAGGAAAGGGGAGGACACUGCCCCAUUCAUUCCUCGACGGCUCCCUCUCCUCCUCUUCUUCCUCUUCCUCGACUUCUCCAGCCAUGAAGCCCCUUCGCCCCGGAGCCUCGCUGCCCCCGGCCUUCCUCCUGGCUCUUCUCCUGCUCCUGGCUGCCUCUUCCUCUUCUUUUUCCUCUUCUUCUCAGGCGACGGAGAGCCCCAAAGGCAAGGGCAAGGCGCUGCUGCGGCAGAGGGAGGUGCUGGACCUGUACAAUGGAAUGUGUAUGCAAGGACCGAUUGGUAUUCCUGGAAGGGAUGGCAACCCUGGAGUCAAUGGAAUCCCUGGAACGCCUGGGAUCCCCGGCCGCGAUGGGCUUAAAGGAGAAAAAGGAGAGUGUAUGCGAGAAAGCUUCGAGGAGUCUUGGACACCCAACUAUAAACAGUGUUCAUGGAGUGCUCUGAACUAUGGCAUAGACCUUGGAAAAAUUGCAGAAUGCACAUUUACAAAGAUGCGUACCAACAGUGCCUUGAGAGUCCUCUUCAGUGGAUCACUGCGACUCAAAUGCAAAAAUGCCUGUUGUCAGCGAUGGUAUUUUACAUUUAAUGGAGCCGAGUGCUCUGGGCCACUUCCUAUCGAAGCUAUAAUCUAUUUAGAUCAAGGAAGUCCAGAAUUAAAUUCUACUAUUAACAUACACCGUACCUCUUCAGUGGAAGGAUUGUGCGAAGGAAUCAGUGCUGGCCUGGUGGAUGUUGCUGUUUGGGUUGGCACAUGCUCCGAUUACCCAAGAGGAGAUGCUUCAACUGGAUGGAACUCGGUCUCUCGUAUUAUUAUAGAAGAAUUGCCAAAGUAGAGCUCCUCUUUUAGUUCGCUCUUCUUGCCUCAAAUACUUCUUCAGGCCUUAUAUAACUUCCCCCACCUUUGAAAUCUUGUUUCCUGUAUACAAAAGUAAGCAUUUCUUUAUAACGCACAAGCUUGAUUAUAGAAAAAGAAUUCAUGUUUCCCCUUUCUUCAUUCUAUAACUUUUAUGGUAUUUUGGAAUAAUAAUUCUGAAGCAGUAAACUGGGUUUAUGUACUGCUUUUGUACAGAUUCAAACUGGAUGUACACUUAUCAACGAAGGUGCUCUUCUACAGUAAGCCAAAGAAAUACAAUUUAAUUAGCAAACAGCAAUUAACCUUUAUUAUUUUUUUCCUUCCCCGCAAACUUGGGGAAUUUAUUUUAAAACUCAACACACUUUUGAAAGUAGAUGAACCACUUUCAUCUUUUAUGAAUCAGACAAGAUUAACACACCUUUACCAGAAUGUUGUCAAUGAACUACACAAGCAGCUGCAUUUUUCCCAGAAUGAUGACAAGGGAAGACAUACACAAUCUGCUGGUUCUGAGCAUUAUAGUUCUCCAGUGCCUUAUUUCCUUCAUGGUGGUUGUGCCAGUAGCUUUUCUGCUCUCAUCGCCAUUGCCUGCCCCAAGAGCCCAUUCACACUAUAUUGCACUGAAUCUACUUUAACUUCAGUGGUUCAUCCUCUGGAAUUCUAGUUUGGGGACAGGCAUUUAGAACUCAGUGAGAAAGACCUCUGGUACUUCACAGAAUGACAAAGCCCAGGAUUCCAUAGUAUGCCACCACAGCAUUUGAAGUAAUUACAGGCAUCCCCCACUUUUCAAUGAUCUACCAUAGAUUAUAGCAGGCAUGGGCAAACUUGAGCCAUGUACCACUCUUUCAACCACAUUCUGGUUUGUGGUCUCUGUGAUUCUCACAACUGGGUUUUCCUGUGCAUGCACAGUGUCUCAUCAGAACUCUGCUGUGUGAAUUCACAGAAGAGCACUUGAACCAACAGAUGAUCAUAUUGUGCUAUUUGUACUUUUUCAAGUGCAAAAACAGAAUUCUGAUACAAACAUUAGUUUUAAAUAGACGAAUUGUGAUUGAUUUCCAGAAAAGUAUUGGUUCAGCUGGCGGUCACAGGAGUCUGAAAAAUGCAUGGAACCUUUUCAUAGCUAUACCCUAAGCCUGUAUAAGCUGUCCUUUCCCCUGUUGUGAGGGGGGAUGACUGCUCCCUUAGAAACUCCACCUGUGUUUGGUGGAUCAUAUGGGAAACGCUUGAAUGAAGCAAAAAAAUAAGGGAAAGCCCAAAUGAACCUAGUAGGGAAUGUGCACACUAUCUUUGAUUAUAGUAAAAACAGAAGGCAGAAUGCCUUCAGAAUGUCAGCAAACAUUUGGUUGGCUUUCAAAUAUAUCCAGAUCAUGGGCUCUCUGGCUUUUUUAUUUCAUUUGCCACCUUAUUUACCUAAUAAUUACCAUUUUUAUAUCAUGAUAGUUUAUUUACACUUGCCAGUUGAAAAUCUAGACACUUUGAGGUCUGAGUCCAGCUACAUGUAUAUCAAGGGAAUGGGUGAAGGAAGCAAUGUGCUUUCAAUGCAAAAAUGCACACAUUUCCCUCCAUCUCCAUUUUACCAGAGAGAAGAACACUGGACCAAUCGGAUGACUCCCCGUUAAAAAGAAUCACUAGUGCAAUUGCAAAAUCAAUAGAUCAAUUACCAAAGUGAUAGACCAAUUGCAAAUUGUGAAAAUGCAGUUUAUACUUCUAUCCUUGCACACCAUCUUCAUAGAAAGUUUCAGAACAUUUCCAGAAAGCAAUGCACAGAAAAUAUGCACACCUUAAUAUACAAUUAAUUUUUGUGGAGUAUUUACAGGUUCUGAAAACUUAUUUUUCUGGAGAUCUUUACAAGCCAAUUUUACCAAAACUGUUUUGGUAACAUAUUUUAAGCCAUGCAAUACAUUAAAUGGAACCAAAUAAAAAUAUUAGAUAUAGGAAAAUUUAUACACAGAGAUUUUAGUAUUUCAAUUAUUCUGUAGGAUGUUGAACUUUAAACAAAAGUAUCUUACCAUCAGUAUGCACAGGCUAUACAGCAGCUCAUAAAAGCUUGUACAAGCCAAAUAGUUGUGCUUCCCUCAAUGGAAUAGUUGGCCUUAAUUCCAUCAUAAAUUGCAUUACAAUUUGUACACUGCUCGAAAACUAUAUUUUUUUGAGGAACUUGUAAUGCAUACAUUUAAAAAUAAGUUCUCCUAAAUUUAAAAAAAAACACAACAAUUUGCAUGGGGGAGGAUUUAAGAAUUUAUACAGCGAAGUCCCACAUUUUCCAGUUAUUUUUAGCUUGGAUAUAACAUGUUUAGGUCAGUUGUGAUUACUGUCUUAGAACAGACAGCUUAUUCUAGGCCAGUGGUUUUUAGAAAUUCUAACAGCUGGUAAACUGGCUGGAAUUUUUGGGAGUUGUAGGUCAAAACACCUGGGGACCCACUGUUUGAGAACCACUGUUUCUAAUGAGAUCCUAUGACCUAUCAGAAUAUUUUAGGGUUUUUAACUUCUAGGUAAAAUUUAAACAAUUAAAAUAGUUUAAAUAAUGGGAUGCAAAACUACCAUCAGUCAAACUUCAGUAUUACACUGGACCACAAUCCAAUGCCAGGGUAAAGAAUGCUUGAAUUACCUUCUCCAUGUGGCUUUUUCUAUGUUAAUGUUCCAGCAAGCUUCUUCUGUGGAAGGCAGAUGACGUUAUAUUAAUUAAACAUGUUUACGGCUUUUUCCCCACUAUGGAGUUUCUUUUCUGUGUGUGCGUGCCCAGUCUAUUUUUAUAUCAUUACUUUAUUGUUGUAUUUUUAUACUGUACAUUGUUCUGAAUACUGGAGCCAAAUUGGAAAGGUGAGAUAGUUAAUCAUGGAAAUAAAAAAGUAAUUAAAA
Molecule: messenger RNA, 4043 nt
Organism: Anolis sagrei ordinatus
Lineage: Eukaryota; Metazoa; Chordata; Lepidosauria; Squamata; Anolidae
Gene: CTHRC1
Product: collagen triple helix repeat containing 1
Source: RefSeq, a predicted model, not a curated record